GGACCAGAGAGCAUUGAUCUGCUGAGUGGACUAAAGAUGGGGAGCAAGGUAGUUGGCUGGAGGCUAACAGAGGAGACUGGGGAGCCAUCUUGGAUACCCAGACGGGUGCAGCCAAGGGCCCAGGCGACAACGUCAUUGAGCAUGGCAGGAACAAAGGCGACAUAGUGGAGGUCAGUGGAAGGGACAGCGUCCUUAAUUCUGGGCUGGGGAACAACACUGUUAACCYCYACCAGAAACAGACAGURGAACACAAACCAACAACCGAACUUAGUCUCCAUGACAACAGACUUGCUGAGACCAGGGCAAGGCCUAGAUUUGGUCUGCGAGGACAGGGAGGUGUCGGUGUGAGUUGGGAGAGAACAGACAGAGACUCAGCUACUGAUGCUCCAUCCUGCUCCUAUAGUUUUGAUUCAGAGAUACUGAUUGAUGACUCCUCAGGAUAACCCCCUAACAGAUGCUGCCUUCAGCCUGCCUUCUAUAGGAUCUAUCAACUGGAACAUGGACCCUGCGACAACACAGACACUUCCUGGCCUUCGUCCUCCUCACACUCUCCUAAUGUUWAACCAGAACUCAGACAAUGCCAYUGCCUCAACACUAAAUGGCUACACAAGCCCAUUGACAAAUGACAGUAGUAGUAACGCUAUCAGCAGAUCUGGUGGCAAAGAGAAGCAUUUCUCGUGUUCGUUCUGCGGGAAAGCCUUCAGUUUCCCCAAACAGGUGGAGAUCCACCAGAGGAUGCACACAGGGGAGAGACCUUUCAUCUGUACCCAYUGUGAUAUGCGCUUCGCUCAGGCUGGUCACCUGAAGAGACACCAGAGGGUCCACACAUUGGAGAAACCCUACAGCUGUCCCCAGUGUGAGCAGAGGUUCUCCCACCAGCACCAACUGAAGAGGCAUCUAAAGGUCCACACGGGCGAGAGGCCGUUCCCCUGUAUGUACUGCGGGGAGAGCUUUUCAGAGAGGAGCUACCUCAGGAUACACCAGCAGAAAAUGCACACGGCCCAUGUAUAGAGGAUAGUGACAUGUAAUGUAGUACUAGUUWGUUUGUAGUUCAUUCUGUUGAGAUUGGAUUUAUAGUAUGAUGAGGCGGAGUAGAUGAUAUGGUGAUGUAUGGUGAUGGUUGGUGUGAUUGUGUCUGUAAAAAUGCUUCACUGAUGAAGAGUGACAAACUUUGUCCCUUUAGGUUGAUGCCGGUGUUUUAUAAUGAGGAAAUGAUUUUCAAAAUGAGGGUACCAGAUUUACAGAAAAAGUAAAAAGAGAA
Messenger RNA from Salvelinus sp. IW2-2015, 1261 nucleotides. The record is from RefSeq and is a predicted model, not a curated record. Lineage: Eukaryota; Metazoa; Chordata; Actinopteri; Salmoniformes; Salmonidae.